CACUCUUCACUUGUUCACUAACGUGACUUUGUUGAAUGCAAACCUUAAUCGCGUUGAAUGCGACAAAUAACACGCAAACAACGCGCCCCGCGCGGCGGUAUAAAUACGGCCGCCCCCCGCGGCGUAUAAAUACAGCUGCCCCCACCCUAUCUUCCCCCCACCAGCGGUCCCUCGCACCUCGCCUCUCGCUCAGCCUCUUACUCUUCUCAAGCUCACUCUCUUAUUCUCUCGCCAUGCGCUUCCUCAAGCUGUUUGCAGAGGUCUCUGUCGGCGUCGGCACCCUCCUCAGCGGUCACUGCCCCGAAGACGGGACCCCCCCGCCCUUCAAGCCUCCCCUUGGCGUCGACAAGGCCUGCGCUGUAUGGGGAAAGACUGCCGACGCAUUCUUCAACCCUGUCGGAUUCGUACACACGUUGCUCAGCAUCAAGGACAGUUCGCUCAACACGGGUUGGGACGGUACUUUCACCAGGACGUGGCGAAGCGGUCAACUCGCCCCCUCCGACGAAGACUGGUCCUCGGGCCUCUCCUUCGUGAACGCGCUACCUGAGGCGCGUAAGACACCAAGCGGAUACACCGGUACUACGGACAUCAUCCUCGCCCCCUGCAUCAUCUGCUCCUCUCUUCGCGAUGCACCUUCGCCCACGAACGACGACCACGCGACCAUCGCCGCCGGCGACAUCCGUGUCAAGUUCAUUCGCGAAUGGCCCGCCAACUCGAAGUCUGCGGAGGACAUGCUUCGUACCGUCAUGCUCCUCUCUUUAAUUAUCGGGGUCCAUAUCUUGGCCGCGAUGAUUGCUCACGACCCUCACAACGUCGUCGAAGCGCAAGUCUUCCCAUUCAUCGGACGCUGCUUCACUCGACUCUUCCCGAGUAUCGCCAACGGUCAGACCAUCCCGUGGGACUCGAACGGGAAGAUCUUUGUCACGACGAAGGACGGAAAGUGGAUGUCUCUAGUUGUUAUCUCAGCAGCCAAGUACGCCAUGGUCGAGGGCUCGCCAGACGAGGAUCUGAAGCCUGAGAUGGCGGACGUGAAGCCUGCCCACGCCUGGAGCCGCAACGCGCGCGCGUCCACCUCCGGCCAUCGUCAGAGCGGCCGUGGCCAGAAGAAGGCCUCGAAGAGUCGAAGGGCAAGAAGCGGGGCGCCUGAGCCUCCGCAUCGCUCUUCAUCACUCAAUCUAUCUGUAUCGAUAUUUCUCUAGGGUUCAUGUAGCGUGGUAGUCUCCUCGGGUUUUGGUUCUCCUCCGGGUUCCUUCUGUUCUUUCUUGCACUACUAUACUGGGAUCCGUUGGCCGGCGAGCCUCAGAGCACCGAUGCCCCCGCGUGUUCUGAGGUUCGUCGAUCAUCGGGGCGGGUCAGGCGAGCGGAGGGGCAUUCCGCGAGUCUGGCUUGCAAUCCCUUCCCCUUUCUUAGUUUCCUCUACUCUUUACUAUUCGUGGUAUCUGUCUCAUCUUUUGGGUUUCUCGGUCUUGCAUAGCGAGUCCUAUAUCGGCAUACUCGGACACGGACUUCGGGACAUGGAUCUAGAUUUGUAUACUGUGAAUGUGUAUUCUGCAUGGUCGCGCACUGAGCUUGUACUGUGGUCGUACUUUGGGGUCGUAUUUAUGGGAUAUUUAUUCUCGUG
Fomitopsis serialis is the source of this 1621-nucleotide messenger RNA. RefSeq lists its product as uncharacterized. The transcript is spliced from 7 exons. The coding region runs from base 36 to 1199 and encodes 387 amino acids. The record is from RefSeq and is a predicted model, not a curated record. NCBI's taxonomy places the organism in Eukaryota, Fungi, Basidiomycota, Agaricomycetes, Polyporales, Fomitopsidaceae.